This is a messenger RNA of Patiria miniata (bat star), 2546 nucleotides long. Its product is annotated as organic cation transporter protein-like. The record is from RefSeq and is a predicted model, not a curated record. Bases 146 to 1930 code for a protein of 594 amino acids. NCBI's taxonomy places the organism in Eukaryota, Metazoa, Echinodermata, Asteroidea, Valvatida, Asterinidae. Gene Ontology annotation, biological process: transmembrane transport. The transcript is spliced from 10 exons. Gene Ontology annotation, molecular function: transmembrane transporter activity.
GAAGGCCAAGGGUACGUGUACGGCGAUGUGUGUUUUGAUGAUAUGGCAUAAAUUAAGCCUAACCCAGUAAAUGUCACACCACUGACGCACAAAACAAGAACUAGAGAAGAAGCACAAGUAGCAACUGCCCUUUAAAUUGCUUGCAAUGGCGAUGGAACUAGACGAGGCACUAGUUUUCCUGGGCGAUUUCGGUCGCUACCAGACCCUGAUCUACGUCUUGAUUUGCCUCGCCGGUCAGGUACCGUCGGCAUGGCACAUGCUGGCCAUAUCCUUCCUGGGGGCCGUACCGGGUCACCGCUGCAAGGUGCCGGCGGGCCAGAGCCUCGAGGAGACGGUACCGACGGUCGUCGGCAAAGACGGUGGUGAAGAGUUUGCGGAGUGUCUGAAGUACCUGAACAGAUCUGCGUAUAAUGAGACGAUCCCGUGCGAUGAUGGAUGGGAUUACGAUAGCACCUAUUACGGGAAGACGAUUGCUACCGAGUGGGACCUUGUAUGUGAGAGGGAUGCUUCGGUUGAGCUGAGUCAAAUCAUCUUCAUGCUGGGUGUCAUGGUCGGAUCGUUGCUCUUCGGCCAGCUCUCGGAUCGCUUCGGCCGUCGCUACGUCUUCUUCUUCUCCCUCUGGGCACAGGUGGCUUUCGGUGUGGGCGCGGCGUUCACUGGCAACCUGUACGCAUUCAUGGCGGUACGGUUUGCGGUGGGCGUCAUCGAACAGGGCGUGGACAUAACCUCCUACGUCAUGGUAACCGAGAUGUUCUCGCCGUCUAGGCGUGCCUUCGCUGGUAUCCUGCUGACCCUGUUCUGGUCCAGUGGUAUCAUGUCCCUGGCUGGUUUAGCGUACUUACUGCGUGACUGGCGCCACCUACAGCUCACCAUCACAUUACCGAGCUUGCUUACCAUUCCUUUAUGGUGGGUGAUUCCGGAGUCGAUGCGAUGGCUGAUGUCACGAGGUCGCGUACGGGAGGCCGAGGCCAUCCUACGGCGCAUCGCGCGGUUCAACAAGGUGGAUCUACCGGACGGUGUGCUGACAGAAGACGGCGGGUCGACCCCUCCCCCGGAGUAUGCAGAAUUGGAGCGUAAAGAAAAAUCUCUGAUGCCCAACGAUUCCUCGUCUUCCGCCGACACUCAAGGUCAUAGCGUGAUGGAGGCCAAGAAUCAAGCCGGUCUGGAAAUCGCGGAUGUCGCGGUCAAGGCGUCGGGGGAAGGAUGCGACGCCAUCGACGCUGUCCAAACUGGUGGGGAGGACGGUGGUCCUAAGGGGGAAGACAGCACUAGGCCGGCUGGGGAGGGGAAAGACAGGGUGUACACUCUCUGGCAUCUUUUCAGGACACCCAAGAUCAGGCGAAUAUCCCUGGUUAUGAUAUUUACUUGGUUUGUCAAUAGUCUGGUGUACUACGGUCUGUCACUGAACACGGAUUCGUUAGCCGGCAAUCCUUACCUAAACUUCUUCCUCAGCGGUGCGGUCGAGAUCCCAGCUUACAUAGUUUCCUCUGCAGUCGUCACCUGGUUUGGCCGUCGGCUGCCCCUCUGCAUCUUUCAUGUCGCAGGGGGAAUCGCGUGCAUCGUGACCGCCUUCAUCCCUCCAACUACAGCGGACGGCACUGAUCUGUCAGCUCUUAUUGUGACCACGGCCAUGUUGGGCAAGUUUGGCAUUGCUGGCUCGUACGCUAUCGUGUUUCUCUAUGCUACAGAACUCUUCCCCACAGUCGCCAGAAAUCUGGGAGUCGGUAUGUCAUCCUUCUCAUCACGUGUUGGUGGUAUCCUGGCUCCAAUCAUCAUGUAUCUCGAGAAAUUCACGGGUUGGAUACCCCUGGUCAUAUUUGGAGGUACGUCCAUCAUUGCGGGACUGAGCGUCUUGGUACUAGACGAGACGCUGGGGAAGAAACAACCACAAACAAUCGAGGAUGUCGAGAGGACACAGACAGGCACCUAGGGGGAAUAUAAAUACACGUGGUUGAUAUUUAAAACAAUAAAACAAAGUGUCUGAUAUCAUAUGACAGAUCGAGACGAGAUGAAACACGUAGUUCGAUACAGAAAAACUCAAUCUUGCACCCCGCUGGAUACAGCUGGGUGUAAGUUUGACUGUUUUUUUAAAAACAAAUUUAACUAGAGUGUUUUCAGAGCAUUCGUGUAUACGAGACGACACCGAGACUAGACGACAUGACACUAGACUUUGAAGCUCAGAAACAUAGGACCAGGCCCGGUAGUGUAAACAGUCGUCGUGUCAGUCGCGCCUCAUUUGUUCAGUCAACAAAGUAUUUGUAAAUUGUGACCUGCAGUACCCGUGUGUAUUAACAUGUUUUGUGGUAUGUACUAAAAUUGCUUCUGCUUUGCUUGUAUUUAAAUCUCUUUCAGAUACAUGGGCGUCACCAGGAUUGUUUUUAGGAGGGGCCAAAGCACAUUUCCCCCCACAAAUCCUUGUACUUUCUCUGGCAUAUUCUCAAUUUAUCAUUUUUUCGAGGGUGUGCAAGGGGACAUUCACCCACCCCACUCCCAUUGACACCCUUGCAGACGUCAAUUUUUUAAAAAUUAAAGUAAUAGCAAAAUGA